Cyphellophora europaea CBS 101466 is the source of this 855-nucleotide messenger RNA. RefSeq lists its product as uncharacterized. The record is from RefSeq and is a predicted model, not a curated record. The transcript is spliced from 2 exons. Gene Ontology annotation, biological process: retrograde vesicle-mediated transport, Golgi to endoplasmic reticulum. Lineage: Eukaryota; Fungi; Ascomycota; Eurotiomycetes; Chaetothyriales; Cyphellophoraceae. The coding region runs from base 1 to 855 and encodes 284 amino acids.
AUGGGGGACACGGAAGAGACGCCUGCACAGCGGCAGGCGCGAAUUCGCCGCCAGAAGAGAGAAGCCAAAAUUAAUGCGAAUGCGCAGCAGAGACUUGAUAAGAUUACACAACUGAGUGGUCGUACAGCAGAUUCUAUGCGAGAUGAGGCGCCCCCGUCGCCUCCUACCAGUAUCCCCUCCGGGCCUCCAGCAGGACCCAACGCCACCACGACCGCGCCGCCUUUCAUGCCACCUGCGAAUGCCCAAGCCUCAAAUCCAGAACAAGCACGACUUCAAGAAGAAUACCUCCGCGCUCUUCUGAGGGGUCCGGAGCCCCAAGCAGGUGGCCAAGCUCCAGGCCAAGGCCCGCCCGCUCAGGACGAUCCUAUGAUGCAGAUGCUCAGCUCCAUGAUGGCGGGCAUGGGCGGGGAAGGCGCAGAUCCAAAUAAUCCUGGAGGCAUGCCGUUCAAUCCGGACGAUCUCGCAAAGCAGUCAGGCAUACCUUCAUGGGCUACGAGCAUGCUAUUUGGAUCGCAAAAAACCCCACCUACCCCAGCCGAGCAAAGCACCAUGAGAAUGUGGAGGAUCAUCCAUGCGGUUGUUGCGGUUCUGGCUGGAAUAUACAUGGUGUUCACAAUCAGUAAAUCUACGCAGACGUUCGGAGCGGGCCCUCCUGCGCCGGCCACGUUCCAAAACCCAUUCGUUGUAUUCCUGAUGGCGGAAUUAUUACUGCAGAGCUCAAGGGUGUUAACGGCCGGACAGGCGGGAAAACGCGGACCCGGACUGUGGUUUCAGAUGCUCAAGGAAUUGGCCGGCGACGGAGCUAUUAUCGUCUUCAUGCUGGGUGUCGCAAGUUGGUGGACAGAUAGUACAUAA